CCCCCCUUGAUAUGAUGAUUCAUUAGACCGUUGCAAAAUCAUAAUAUCUUCUUAGUUCUUCUGACCAUCUCGCAGAAACAACCAAACCUGAAAAAGCUGCAAUGGCAGAGAUCAACGUCUCUCUGCAACAACAUCGACAGCAUUCCCACGAAUCAAACCCCUCUCUUCGAGCUCUCUUCCACGCCCUCGACCCCAUUUCUCUUAUCCUCAAUCAGAAUUCAACCUCAGAUCACCCUGUUCCUCUCAAACUUACCACCACUGAUAGCUUCAUCAUGGAGCGAGGUCCCAGAUACGAAGCCUACGCCGAACUGAGAGAAGCUAAACUGCGAAGGAAACACGCAAGAGACUUCCAAGAAGAUGAAGAACCGAAACGAGCAACCCCACCGAGAAAACAGGUCAAAUUUCAGACUAACUUGACCUCCGCACGAAAAGGACCCUCUGUUCUUGCUCAAUCGGUGCCGGAUUUCUCUGCGGCGUUGCGGAAAGAGAACCGGAAGCCGACGAACACGCUGCCAUCGUUGCCGGAGAUGACGCCACCGGCAAAGAGCUUCUCGAAGGCGAAUUAUGGGGUUUUGUCAAAUUCCAGGGGGAGCAAGUCGGCGAGCGCGGGGGAGAAAAAGGGUGGUAAUGGUGGGAUUCUGAUGGCGAGAAAGAGCUAUGCGAACAUCGAUGAACUGAAGAGUCUGUCUUCAUACGCUGCGAGCGCCAUUAACGGCGAAGCUAGAGGAGGAAGAAGCAAUGGUUGUGGUGGUGGCAGAGUGAUCGGAAACGGAAAGACUGUCUUGGGGUACAGACAGUAUUGAUUAUUAUGGUUUUCUUCAAUUUGGAUUUGGUCAUUGUUUGGAUGAUGGUGUUACUGAAGAAUGGUGAUAGUUAUUUGGUCUGCUUUUAUUGUGUUUUUUUAUUCUUUCAAUCUGCAAAUUUUUGUUUGGGGAAUUUACAGUUACAGUAGCCUGUAUCUGUGUACAGCUAUAAUUUGUAAACCUAUGGAUUGAGCAUUUGUAUUCAUGACACUAUCAUUAUAUAUGAGAUAUUCUGUUUUGAACGCGCCAA
Messenger RNA from Prosopis cineraria, 1053 nucleotides. RefSeq lists its product as uncharacterized. The record is from RefSeq and is a predicted model, not a curated record. Bases 102 to 803 code for a protein of 233 amino acids. Lineage: Eukaryota; Viridiplantae; Streptophyta; Magnoliopsida; Fabales; Fabaceae. The transcript has a single exon.